CUCCUUCAUCUCACCCAUUAAUGUCAAAAAUGGGCAAUGAGCCAAAUCUAUUCGAACCCCUUUCAAAGUUUGUAAUUUCCCAUUUGCAGUUUACCCAUUUCGUUCGUUUUAUGUUCUUUGUUAUCGGUUUAUCUCUUGGACUCAUCAUCAGUUUAUAUCUCUUCAACUUCUCUUUCACCAUUCAACCUAGAUUUCUUUUUUCCCCUGCCGCUGCACCAAUAUUAUCUAACCUUACUAGAGACUCCUCAAUUUUGCACCAAGAACAAAGAUUGACCAUCACGCACAAUAUGAGUGAUGACGAGUUGUUUAAGAGAGCUUUAUCAAUGGCGUCAAUAAGUCAAAACGCUUCUUACAAGUUUGUCCCGAAAGUUGCCUUCAUGUUCUUGACGAAAGGGCCUCUUCCAUUGGCUCUAUUGUGGGAGAAGUUCUUCGAAGGCCAUGAAGCUUUUUACUCCAUUUAUGUUCACUCACAUCCUUCUUUCGUUGAAGAUUUGCCUGAAAGUUCUGUCUUUUACGGCAGAAGAAUUCCCAGCCAGCCCGUUUAUUGGGGGACUGCAACAAUGAUUGAUGCUGAAAGGCGUCUCUUAGCAAAUGCUCUCCUUGACAUCUCCAAUCAAAGAUUUGUCUUACUUUCUGAAUCUUGCAUUCCAUUGUUUAACUUCAAAACAAUUUAUGAUUAUCUCAUUAACUCAAACCUAAGUUUCUUGAGCUCAUUUGAUGACCCAAGAAAGCCGGGCCGAGGUCGAUACAACCCCAAAAUGUGGCCCAAUAUAAACACCACCAAUUGGCGAAAAGGGUCUCAAUGGUUUGAGGUGCGCCGUGACCUAGCCAUGCACAUUAUUUCCGAUACCAAAUAUUACCCUAUCUUUCAAGAGUUAUGUCGCCCGCCUUGUUACAUGGAUGAACAUUACAUUCCAACAUUGGUGAAUAUACUUUACCCAGAAUUGAAUUCAAAUCGAAGUAUUACUUGGGUCGAUUGGUCGAGGGGCGGUCCUCAUCCGGGCAAAUUUGGGUGGAGUGACAUUACUGAUGAAUUUUUGAAUCGAAUUAGGUAUAGACCAAAAUGUAAGUAUAAUGGUAAUUCGACUUCAAUGUGUGUUUUGUUUGGAAGAAAGUUUAUGCCUAAUGCUUUGGAGCCUUUGUUGAGGGUUGGUCCAUUGUUACUUGGUUUUAAUCCUUAA
Molecule: messenger RNA, 1181 nt
Organism: Pistacia vera
Lineage: Eukaryota; Viridiplantae; Streptophyta; Magnoliopsida; Sapindales; Anacardiaceae
Product: glycosyltransferase BC10-like
Exons: 2
Coding region: 21-1181 (386 amino acids)
Cellular component (GO): membrane
Molecular function (GO): glycosyltransferase activity
Source: RefSeq, a predicted model, not a curated record